Molecule: messenger RNA, 2517 nt
Organism: Theobroma cacao (cacao)
Lineage: Eukaryota; Viridiplantae; Streptophyta; Magnoliopsida; Malvales; Malvaceae
Gene: AIB
Product: ABA-inducible BHLH-type transcription factor
Biological process (GO): regulation of DNA-templated transcription
Cellular component (GO): nucleus
Molecular function (GO): protein dimerization activity; DNA-binding transcription factor activity; transcription cis-regulatory region binding
Source: RefSeq, a predicted model, not a curated record
UAGGAUUUUAGAAAAAAGAAAAAAGAACCAAAAACAGCAAAUUCCCUUCCCCUCUCUUCCUCGCUCUGUUUUUUAUCUCUUGCUUUGCUACAAAGAGGGAGAAAUUAGGAAAAAAAAAAGGAAUUACUUCUUCUCCUUUCCUCUUGACUGAUCCUUUGUUUCUCUAGGGGAAAAAUUUGUUCUUGUUCAUUUUUGUUUUUGGACAGUGCCCUGAGACUUUUCAACACUCUUCUGCUGAUCCCAAAUUUGCUUUCCAUGCAAACUGGGGAUUUAGAAGAUGAAAAUUGAAGUGGGUAUGGGAGGUGGGGCUUGGAACGAUGAAGAUAAGGCUAUGGUUGCUGCUGUUUUAGGAACAAGAGCAUUUGACUACUUGAUAACAAGCUCAGUUUCAAAUGAGAACCUUUUAAUGACUAUAAAUAGCGAUGAGAAUCUUCAAAACAAGCUCUCAGAUCUUGUGGACCGACCCAACGCUUCUAAUUUUAGCUGGAACUAUGCCAUUUUUUGGCAAAUUUCGCGGUCUAAGUCUAGCGAUUGGGUCCUUGGUUGGGGAGAUGGGUGUUGUAGAGAGCCUAAAGAAGGAGAAGAAUCUGAAGCUACUCGGAUUCUUAAUCUGCGGCUCGAAGAUGAGACUCAACAGAAGAUGAGGAAAAGGGUUUUGCAGAAAUUGCAUACUUUGUUUGGUGGAUCAGAUGAGGAUAAUUAUGCUCUUGGGCUGGAUAGAGUUACUGAUACUGAGAUGUUCUUUUUAGCAUCCAUGUAUUUUUCAUUUCCGCGAGGAGAAGGUGGUCCAGGGAAGUGUUUUGCAUCUGGGAAGCAUGUUUGGAUCUCGGAUUCAUUGAAAUCAGGUUCGGAUUAUUGUGUUAGGUCGUUUUUGACAAAGUCUGCUGGAGUUCAAACUAUUGUUCUGGUCCCUACUGAUGUUGGUGUUGUUGAAUUGGGGUCAGUGAGAUCUGUACCUGAAAGCUUAGAGUUGUUGCAGUCAAUAAGAAGUUCAUUCUCAUCUAAUUCGGCGUUGCUUAGGGCAAAGCAAAUGGCAGUAGCAAUACCAGUGGUGAAUGAGAAGAAAGAUGAAAAUACUCAUUUUUCGAAUUUGGGGACUUUGGAGAGAGUGGAAGGAAUUCCAAAGAUUUUUGGGCAGGAUCUGAACAACACUUCUCAUGGUCAUUCCAAUUACCGGGAGAAACUUGCUAUAAGAAAGAUGGAAGAUAGACCAACAUGGGGAGCAUGUGCUAAUGGCGGUAGGCUUUCAUUUUCAAGUAAUCAAAAUGGUCUCCAUGGUUCAGGUUGGCCACAUGUUCAUGGUGUGAAACAAGGGAAUCCAACAGAAUUUUAUGGUUCUCAAAACACUGCAAAUAAUUUUCAAGAGCUUGUUAAUGGGGCUAGGGAAGAGUUUCGGGUUAACCAAUUUCAGUCACAAAAGCCAGUGCAAAUGCAGAUUGAUUUUUCAGGGGCUACUUCAAGGCCUUCCGUAAUUACUCGGCCAUUAAGUGCUGAAUCUGAGCACUCAGAUGUUGAAGCUUCGUGCAAGGAAGAGAAGCCGAGUGUAGCUGAUGAAAGGAGGCCCCGAAAAAGGGGUAGAAAGCCCGCUAAUGGAAGAGAAGAACCUCUUAAUCAUGUUGAGGCAGAAAGGCAGCGCCGUGAGAAGCUGAACCAGCGGUUCUAUGCAUUACGAGCUGUGGUUCCCAACAUAUCCAAGAUGGACAAAGCUUCAUUGUUAGGAGAUGCAAUUGCUUACAUUAAUGAGCUUCAGGCAAAGCUCAAGGUCAUGGAAGCAGAAAGGGAGAAGUUUGGUAGUACUUCAAGAGAUUCAGCAGGGUUAGACCCUAAUCCAACUGUGGAGAAUCAUAUGCGAGCUCCUGAUAUUGAUGUCCAAGCUGCUCACAAUGAGGUUGUUGUAAGAGUAAGCUGUCCUUUAGAUUCACAUCCUGCAUCAAGAGUAAUACAAGCAUUUAAAGAGGCACAGGUCAAUGUUGUUGAGUCAAAACUUGUUACCGCAGAUGAUACUGUGUUUCAUACAUUUGUUAUCAAGUCUCAAGGAUCCGAGCAGCUAACAAGGGAAAAGUUGAUUGCAGCAUUUUCGCGUGAAUCCAGUUCCUUACAGUCAUUAUCAUCUCUUGGGUAGCACACAAUUGCAUUUAACAUAGUCCAUAGGCGUAAAAUUACAGUGAAGAACCUGUUUUGAAGCUUCUUCAGAGGUUUUUGAUAUAUAGCAAGUGAUCCUUAAAAGAGCAGAAGGGCCUGCUAGGAGUAGAAAUAACUACCUAUUGACCAAGUAGGGCAGCAAAUUUUCUGUGAUUUGUUUAUAUUAUACAUAUUCUGUCAUAAUGAAGGUAUUUUUGCAAGAUGAAUUAAAUUUGUAAGUUUAACCAACUAUGUUAUUGUUGGUUGUUUAGAAAUUGAUUUUUUUUCUUUUGUUCGUUUAUUUUUGGUUCCACCAAUUUUUGUUCUUUGCUCUGUCCUCUUGCCUUAUUAGAAUCAUUAUAUAUCAAGUCAGCACUAGACAUCUCUGAGGAUUCA